Molecule: messenger RNA, 2177 nt
Organism: Elaeis guineensis (African oil palm)
Lineage: Eukaryota; Viridiplantae; Streptophyta; Magnoliopsida; Arecales; Arecaceae
Source: RefSeq, a predicted model, not a curated record
AAUCGACCUCUUUUUUUUUUUUUUUGGUGGGUCAUCUUCACUUCUAGAGAUUUGGUUGCCUGGAUGCCUGUUCAGUGUUUCUAUAUAUUAUUUAUAUUAGAAUUAUUUUUUCCCUCACUCUAAGCUAAAACUCCCCCAUCGCUGUCAGAAGUGUCUUCUACCUUGUCCUGCCCAUUGUUCGCUCCUUCAUUUCCCAGAAAGAUUUGUGCAGCUACUGGGGCUCUCUAUAUGAGUUUCAAGUGCUUAUUUCCCAGAUUCACAUAAAGGGCUGGCUAAGGAUAGCCUUUGGACUUCUUAGGUUUUUGGAAAGUGAGGCAUGCAGAGGACCAAGAAACCAGACACUUCAAUGGGAGAAGACGUCAUGGAAAACCCAGGAAUUAAUUGCCUGUCAUGUUCUUCCACCCGAGAGCAGCAUUUCCACAGUUUCAGCGUAUCAGGAGCGUAUGAAGAUAUAUUAAACAUCUCACCUCGGGUAUCCUACCACAAUCCUACUAUCCACAUAGAGAGAAUACUACAUGACCAAAAUUCUAUGAGCUUUCAAUAUAGGAUAUCAGGGUAUACCCCGAGAAUGCCUUUUGCUGCAACUGAAACUCCAGCUUCCAAGUCUGUUGUAGAAUUAGUAAAGGAGAUCUCUGCUCUUGAGUUGGAAGUUAUACAUCUGGAACGGUAUCUUCUCUCACUAUAUCGGACUGCUUUUGACCAAUAUCUAGCUAGCUCCUCUACUGCUGCAGACCAUGCCUCUAGGUCUCCUCUAGAAUGUCAUGCAGGACCUCUAAGACAAGAUUCUACAAUUCAGAUAUCACAUCAGGCAACUCAUUCCAUUAGUCCUGAUCCAGUAGUUGACAAAUCAUGUCAUUCUCAAAGCCUUGAGAGAGUUGAGGAGAGUGCCUCCAGUUGCAGGCAUACUGAAAAUUCUUCCGCACAUGAUUUGGCAUUUAGUUCAGAUCUCAAGAAUGAUAUACCAAAAUCUGUUUCUGGACAUCGAAGUCUGGCAGAUCAUCUUGGUGCCUCCAUCACCGACCACGUGCCUGAGAUUUGUUGCAAACUUUCUGAAGAUAUUAUCCGAUGCAUUUCUGCUAUAUACUGCAAACUUGCAAAUCCUCCGGCUCAACAUGUUGAGCAGGUGGCUUCACCUACUCCAUCUGUGUCCUCUUCUAGCACAUUUUCUCCACAGGAUCCUUGUGAUAAUUGGAGUCCUCAGUGCCACUAUGAAGCUACAGCAAGUCCCUCUCAAUUUGAAUCACUUAAAGCUAAGAGCUUUCAGUGCAGUGAUAUGGUAGAAAUUCCACAGAUACAUAUUGAUGGUGAGAGAUUUGGUUAUGCCUCUAAGAUGCUCAACAUUUUCAGAUCCCUUAUUCAACAUCUAGAGAAGAUUGACCCAAGAAAAUUGAGGCACGACGAGCAACUUGCUUUCUGGAUCAACAUUCACAAUGCCUUGGUGAUGCAUGCUUUUUUAGCUUAUGGACUGCAUGAGAAUCACAUGAAGAGUACAUAUUCAAUCCUAAAAGCAACCUAUAAUGUAGGUGGGCAUUCAAUAAAUGCUUAUGCUAUUCAGAGUUCAAUUCUUGGAUGCCAAACCCAUCGUCCAGCAUUGUGGCUGCGCUCAAUAUUCUCACCGGCAGUAAAGUUCAUGAAUGGCAAUGGCAAGCAUCCAUAUGCUCUUGAUCGUCCCGAGCCACUUGCGCAUUUUGCUCUUUGUUCAGGAGCAUGCUCUGAUCCUCCUGUUCGACUCUACACUGCGAAAGGUAUCUAUCAGGAGCUUGAGCUUGCAAAAGCUGAGUUCAUUCAAAUCAAUGUCUCGGUCCGAAAGGAAAAGAAGAUUGUUCUGCCAAAGAUUUUAUACUACUAUGCAAAAGAUGCUUAUCUAGAAUUGUCUGGCCUUAUGGAGAUGGUUUGCAACUGCGUGCCAGAAGCCCAGCAAAAAGCCAUCAGAGAAUGCCUUAAAAGAAAGCUUGAUAAGUGUGUUGAAUGGUCGCCAUGCAAAUCAACUUUCAAAUACCUUGUGCAUAGAGAUUUUGCUAAAUAAUGGAAAACCAUCUCUUCUUAAUUAUGGAACAUUGCAUCGUGUGAUCCUCCAACAGUAAAGCUGUUCAUUUGUGUAUUAUUGUGUAUAAAGCCGUGGUAGGAGUGUGUUCAUGCAGCAGAAAUUUUAGGUCUUCACCAGCAUUUUAUUGAUA